Molecule: messenger RNA, 3347 nt
Organism: Alligator mississippiensis (American alligator)
Lineage: Eukaryota; Metazoa; Chordata; Crocodylia; Alligatoridae
Product: scavenger receptor cysteine-rich type 1 protein M130-like
Exons: 16
Coding region: 36-3104 (1022 amino acids)
Cellular component (GO): membrane
Source: RefSeq, a predicted model, not a curated record
AGUGUGACGUGAAGGCAGGGCAGUGCCAGCAAGGGAUGAGGUGUAGGAUGGCAGUGAAGGGACAUCUCUUAGCUCAAUGGCUUUGGCUUCUUCUCCUCUUCAUUCAGACCAGCCUGGGUGCCGAUGAGCUACGGCUGGAGAACGGAGGCAGCCCCUGUGCUGGGAGAGUGGAGAUUAAACACCAGGAUGAGUGGGGGACAGUGUGUAGUGUUGGGUGGAACAUGACAGAUGCUGAGGUUGUUUGUAGGCAGCUGGGAUGUGGAUCUGCUGUCAGUGCCCCUAUACUGGCUUAUUUUGGAGAAGGGUCUGGAAGCAUUUGGAUGGCUGGAACUGACUGUCAUGGCAAUGAGUCUGCUCUCUCAGAAUGCAGGCACAGGGAAGAAGUUGUGAAUUACUGCAUUCAUUAUUUCGAUUCCAGUGUCAUCUGUUCAGGUCAUUUUCAAGCCCGUCUGGCUGGAGGGCCUGAAACCUGUGCAGGACGUGUGCAGAUAAAACAGGGAGACACCUGGGAAAGCAUCUGUGAUUCCCACUUUGAUCUCAAGGCUGCCAGUGUCCUCUGCAACCAGCUACAGUGUGGAACAGCUGUAUCCACCCCAGGAGGAGCUCGCUUCGGAGAAGGACAAGGGCCCGUUUGGACAGAAGAGCUCCAGUGUCGGGGGAAUGAGUCUAGCCUUGUGUACUGCCCCAAAAUGCCAUAUGUAGAUCAAUCAUGUUCACAUGGAAAUGAUGUUGGUGUCAUAUGCUCAAGGUUCACAGGGUUCAGGCUGGUGAAUGGCAGCACACGGUGCUCGGGGAGAGUGGAGGUCCAGGUGCUCAGUGCCUGGGGCACCCUCUGCGACUCGCGCUGGGAUUUAUCCGAUGCCCACCUUCUCUGUCGUCAGCUCGACUGCGGAGUCGCUGUGUCCGCUCCACGAGGAGGGCAUUUUGGAAAGGGAACUGGCACUGUCUGGGAAGACACAUUUCACUGUAAUGGGACUGAACCCCACCUGUGGCACUGCCCUGUUACCAGGCUGGGGGCCUCUCAGUGCUCACAGGACAGGGAUGCUGGUGUGAUUUGCUCAGGUGACUCUGAAUCCCUCAGACUGCUGAAUGGAGAGAGCCGGUGCGAUGGGCGAGUCGAGAUUUCUCUCGGUGGUGCGUGGGGCGGAGUCCUGGAUGAUCAGUGGGACAUAAAUGAUGCCAAAGUGGUGUGCAGGCAGCUCCAGUGUGUAGAUGCAGAGAAAGCUUAUAACCCUGUGAAGACAGAACGAGGGACAGGCCUUGUUGGGCUGAGACAAGUCCAGUGUACAGGAAAUGAGCCUCGUCUGACACUCUGCAACACGAGCCUGUCUGAGACAGAGCCGGCAGGAAUCGCUGAGGAUGUUGGUGUUGUUUGUUCAGGAAGCAGGAUUCUCAGACUGGUAAAUGGGACAGGUCGCUGCACUGGGAGAGUGGAGAUUUACUACCAGGGCACCUGGGGGACUGUCUGUGAUGACUCCUGGGACCGAACAGACUCCAAUGUUGUGUGCAAUCAGCUGGGAUGUGGACAUGCCAUCGAGGCAGCUGCCUCCGCUCAUUAUAGAGAAGGCUCAAGACAGAUCUGGCUGGAUGAUGUGAACUGCUCUGGAAAUGAAUCUGAGCUGUGGGAGUGCCCUUCCAGGGGCUGGGGGCAGCAUGAUUGCAGACACAAGGAGGAUGUAGGAGUGCUCUGCUCAGAAUUCAUGGAUCUGAGGCUGGUGAACGGCGGUGACUGUGCUGGGCGAUUGGAGAUUUUCUACAAUGGAUCGUGGGGAAGCAUUUGCUCCAAUCAGAUGACUCCAGUCACUGUGACAAUUGUAUGCAAACAGCUGGGCUGUGGAGAUGAAGGCGACAUUGCUGAAGACUUUACAUAUGGACAAGGUUCUAGUUACACAUGGCUGGAUCACGUUCAGUGCCUUGAGCAUCACAACUCCCUCUGGCAGUGUCCGUCGAAGCCAUGGAACCCCCUGUCAUGUGCUAAUCAGGGAGAAGAGACCCAUAUUAAGUGUACUGGAAGCAAAGAGAAAACAACUCCGACACAGUUUGCCGAGUGUCCGAACUCCACAAGCUGCACAGAGAAGGAGAAGCUGCGUGUUGUCGGAGGAAAGGACGGAUGCUCGGGGAGAGUGGAGGUUUGGCACCGCGGCUCCUGGGGAACUGUGUGUGAUGACUCCUGGGACAUGGCGGAUGCUGCUGUUGUGUACAAACAACUGGGCUGUGGAGCUGCUGAAUCUGCUCUGAGUGAGGCAGCAUUUGGGAAGGGGACUGGCCCCAUCUGGCUGGACAAGCUGAACUGCAAGGGGACAGAGUCGUCUCUGUGGGACUGUUGUGCUGAGCCCUGGGGUAACAAUGAGUGUCACCAUAAGGAAGAUGCUUCUGUGAUCUGCACCAAUAAGAGCGAGACUACUGCAUCUCCAGAGAGAACAGAACCACCUCAGCGUCCAUCUCUGAUAGGUGGGAGAGACAUGGUGCCCAUUGUCAUCUGCAUUGUCCUGGGGGCCCUUCUCUGCCUGGUCCUGAUCGUGCUGGGAGGACAGGUGCGAAGCACCAGGGCACUGCGCAGAGCGUCUGGAAGAUACUCAGGCCCCUUAACUGAUGCUGUGUAUGAAGAGAUUGAUUAUAACCUGAUGAGGGAGAAGCUCGAGAUGUUUGGUCGCUCAGUCUCCUACUCAGAGGACUCUGUGAAGAAGCUGCAGUAUUACACUGGGGACAGCGAGAAUGGAAAUGAUCCUGGAUCACUGCAAGAUGAAACUUCCCCUGGGGAUUUCCAGCAGGAUUACAACAGCGUGGAGGAGCCUGAAUGGAGUGACAUCCCUGUGCCUCCAGACGGUAAAGAGGCCCUUCCCCUGGCAGGAGAUGUCACUGAAGAUGGUUAUGAUGAAGCUGGAGAAGUUCCUGAUCUUCCACAUUUUCCUGUUUCUGGACUCACUGGUGUCCCAGCAGAAAGAGAGAACUUACAGACCUACAGGGACUCACAGACAGAACGGAGCAUGACCUGGCUUAAAAGUGAAGGAAUCUUUGAGCCUGUGCAAGAUGACCCAGCCCUUCUUCCUGGAGACACAGGUUAUGAUGAUGUUGAAGACGGCAUCUCUGUGUCAUCACCCUAAGAAUGGAUUUGUGUUUAGAUAAUAUCCCGUGGGAGUGUAAAUGCAAUAUGAUCAGCAGCCUUCUGUGCAAAAUACACACUAGGCCAUUGUAGCCAAAUGGGCAAGCCCACCUGGAACUAUUGUGACUAACUUUUUGAACAGGGAUUUUAGUACUGGCCAAGAUCUCUAAAUGUGACCAAGGAAGGUGCUGUAACGUGCCUUUUCAUUUUGUACUUCUCAGGCUCUCCCGGCACUUUCUGGGUU